Pygocentrus nattereri (red-bellied piranha) is the source of this 2540-nucleotide messenger RNA. It is a transcript of the gene nek6, whose product is annotated as NIMA-related kinase 6. Gene Ontology annotation, molecular function: protein kinase activity; ATP binding. Bases 262 to 1161 code for a protein of 299 amino acids. The transcript is spliced from 10 exons. Gene Ontology annotation, biological process: protein phosphorylation. Lineage: Eukaryota; Metazoa; Chordata; Actinopteri; Characiformes; Serrasalmidae. The record is from RefSeq and is a predicted model, not a curated record.
GCGCAUGCGCGGCAGCUCCGCUGGGCCGAGGCGCUUCCGAAGUUGAGCGGAGACUUUCUCUCCGCCCAGCUCGCGGAAAAACAGCGGAGCGCGCGCUGCGGGAGAACAUGUAGAGAGACAGUCAGAGAGACAGACAGAGAGACAGAGAGACAGUCAGAGAGAAGAGGGAAGGAGAAGCGGAGCGCGCGAGCUGCACGAGGCCCGGAGAGCGGCUGAGCGCGUGAUCUGGACGGAAGCAGAUUAAAGGUGUGGUAUGUCAGUAUGGAGGGUCAGCACAGCCAGAAGGACCAAAAUAAAAAUGACACGCUACCAGGACACGACAACCAGAGUUACUGCAGCGCACUGUCCAACUUCCUCAUCGAGAAGAAGAUCGGCCGUGGGCAGUUCAGCGAAGUGUACAGAGCCACGUAUCUCCUGGAGAACAAGCAGGUGGCACUGAAGAAAGUACAGAUUUUUGAGAUGAUGGACGCUAAAUCUCGUCAGGACUGCAUUAAAGAGAUCGACCUGCUGAAGCAGCUGAAUCAUCCUAACGUGAUAAAGUAUCUGGACUCCUUCAUUGAGGAUAACGAGCUGAACAUCGUGCUGGAGCUGGCCGACGCUGGAGAUCUGUCACACAUGAUAAAGUACUUUAAGAAAAAGCGCAGGUUGAUUCCUGAGCGGACGAUAUGGAAGUAUUUUGUGCAGCUGUGCAGUGCAGUCGAGCACAUGCACUCCCGCAGAGUCAUGCACAGAGAUAUAAAGCCAGCUAACGUGUUCAUCACCGCGGCUGGAGUGGUCAAACUGGGAGAUCUGGGUUUGGGACGCUUCUUCAGCUCCAAGACUACAGUCGUUCAUUCACUCGUGGGAACCCCGUACUACAUGUCUCCCGAGAGAAUCCACGAGAACGGCUACAACUUCAAGUCAGACAUCUGGUCUCUGGGCUGUCUGCUGUACGAGAUGGCAGCGCUGCAGAGCCCGUUCUACAGCGAUCAGAUGAACCUGCUGACGCUCUGCCAUAAGAUUGAACAGUGUGAUUAUCCUCCUCUACCUCCAGACCACUUUUCAGAGAAGUUGAGGAGCUUGGUCAGCAUGUGCAUCAACCCGGAUCCAGACGAGCGGCCGGACAUCGUGUUGGUCCUGCAGUUCUCCAAACAGAUGCAGCUGUGGACGGCCAGCACCUGAAACAGCCUUCUGGAGACACAUCUGGACACACCUGCUGAGCACUGCUGGGCAGGAGAAGGAGAGUGAAGUGUGGACUCACUCGGGCUCUGUACCUGAAGAACUGCUGUAUUACUGCACUGAUCCAGCUCGACUAUAACGAGCCCUCACGCUGUUCCUCAGACUGUCCCGCACUCUCGCAUAUCGGUUACUUUAAUGUUAUUUUUAUGCUCCACGUGGGGUCAAUAUUCACCACCCCAACUUCUGCUUUAACUGGAGACCCUGACCGUCGUACCGCCGGAUGACCUGUAACUGGACUCAACAAGUUUGAGGAAAGUGGACUGAACAGCUCAGUGUAUGUAACCCCCCAAUUUGUGCUCAUGUUCAAGUACUAACAGCCUCAGCAACAAGUAAAGAUCUCAGCGGUGGUUCAAGACGAUGAGCGCUCGUGUUUCUGACGGCCUGUUGAGUUCUGCUUUUGCUGUGUGUAAACAGUAAAAUCUGCAGGAGGGGAAAUUUUGGAAAAACAUCCACCUGCGAUUUUCUAACCAACUUUUUUUUAACAGUUUAAAUACAAUUACUGUCUAAUUGGGCUUAAUUUUGCCAAGACCACCAGCACAUCCUUUUUUUCGGACUCCUGGCUUGUGUGCCAGAGUUCUGAGUGACCGGGUUAAAUUUCCCAACGGAAAAUUCAGACAAACUAUGAAUUGUGUUAGCAUGCAAUUCAAUUGGCAGCUCUUGCGAUGUGACAACUGCACUUUUUAAAACCGCAAUUUUGAUAUUAAAACGACCGUUUAGGCGUCGCCUGGACAGCUACAGCCAGCUGACCUGAAAUCCUGACCUCAAACGUUCUUGGCGAGACGUUCUGCGAGCAGCUGUGCUGCGGCUACUGCCCCGUUAAAAAACACAAACUUCCCAGUUUCUACAGUCAUAAUGUAAACACAGCCUGCAGGCCCACAGUUCAGUUCCUCACUCUAAACCACACGACUUGAUCCUGUAUUCAUAUUAGUUACUGCAGAAUACGGAAAAACCUUCCUGCUCAUUGAUCAAAACUGCACACCAGAAAGAUCAUGUUUCCUUCUCCACCACCAUAGUGGACCACGGUUAGCCCACUGACAGCAAAGCAGGUGGUCCAGUGGCGCUUUGCUCAGCGGCCCACCGGUGGGCCAAGCAAUAUUCCACUCAUCUUCGCUCAUUUUCCACCAACAGUCCAAUUUACUUUAACUUCCUUGAUUUAAUUUCCAAUUUAAUUUCCUUGAUUCGUUUCUUUAGUUGAACUUUGUAAAUUAAGAAUUCUGAUCCAGCUCAGCUUCAACAUUUUAUAUCAGGCCUGGUCAUUAAUGUGUUUCUCAGUUGUUUGUAAGUUUAUUUUCCAGAAUAAAAGUAUUUUGGGUGAUUAAAAA